GGCCUGGCUCCUCGGCGCCCAGGUGCUCCGGGACCUGGCGGGGCCGGCGAGUACCGUAGUGGAGGGGAGCGGGAGGAUCGGUAGGGCCUCCGGGGAGAGCCGGCGGCCGGGCCCCACGCCAGCGCGGUGGCAGGGGCGCCUGUGCAAGAAAAGGGUUUGUCGUCUAGACCGGGUGAAAGGGUACCUCACAGAAUGUGGUCUGUUUAUUCUCACUUCUCACGGGAUUAUGGGAACGUGUCCACAGGGUUUUUGGUGUUUCCAGAAACUAGGCGAUCUCCUCAUAACUGACUGAAAGGAUUUAGGGAGUUCCUGGGAAAGAAGUAAUGAUGUAAACCAUUCACUAUCCAGACUUUAAGGUCAAGGUGAGAAGGAAGGUCAGGAGGAAUAUGGCCUGGCCAAAUAUUUUUCAAAGAGGAACUUUGCUCUCCCAGUUCAGCCAUCAUCAUGUGGCAGUGUUCCUGCUCACCUUCUUCAGUUACUCGUUGCUCCACGCAUCAAGAAAAACAUUUAGCAAUGUCAAAGUCAGUAUCUCGAAGCAGUGGACCCCAAGUGCUUUUAACAAGUCAAUUGAACUGCCUGUAGAGAUCUGGAGCAGCAACCAUUUGUUUCCCAGUACAGAGGAAGCUACUCUUUUCCUCGGAACACUUGACACCAUCUUCCUCUUCUCCUAUGCUGUGGGCCUUUUCGUCAGUGGUAUCGUUGGGGAUCGGCUUAAUUUGCGAUGGGUUCUGUCUUUUGGCAUGUGCUCCUCUGCAUUAGUGGUGUUCGUCUUUGGCACUCUCACAGAAUGGCUGCAUUUCUACAACAAGGGGCUGUACUGCAGCCUGUGGAUCGUGAAUGGCCUGCUGCAGUCCACUGGUUGGCCCUGCGUCGUUGCUGUUAUGGGCAACUGGUUUGGGAAAGCUGGACGAGGAGUUGUUUUUGGUCUCUGGAGUGCCUGUGCCUCAGUGGGCAAUAUUUUGGGAGCAUGUCUAGCGUCUUCCGUUCUGCAGUAUGGUUAUGAGUAUGCCUUUCUGGUGACGGCGGCUGUGCAGUUUGCUGGUGGGAUCAUCAUCUUCUUUGGACUCUUGGUAUCACCCGAAGAAAUUGGUCUCCCAGGUAUUGAGGCCAAAGAAAAUUUUGAAGAAGACUCGCACAGGCCAUUAAUUAGUGGUGCUGAAAAUGAAGAUGAAGCUGAGCCUAAUUAUUCAAUCCAAGAAGACAAGACUAUUACCCAAGUCAAGGCGAUAAGCUUUUACCAGGCUUGUUGCCUUCCCGGAGUUAUAGCGUACUCACUGGCCUAUGCCUGCUUGAAGUUAGUGAAUUACUCCUUCUUCUUCUGGCUGCCCUUUUAUCUGAGUAAUAACUUCGGAUGGAAGGAGGCUGAAGCUGACAAGCUGUCCAUUUGGUACGAUGUUGGAGGAAUUAUAGGUGGAACUCUGCAAGGCUUCAUCUCUGAUGUGCUACAGAAGAGAGCCCCGGUGUUAGCUCUCAGUCUGCUUCUGGCCGUCGGGUCCCUCGUUGGAUAUAGUCGUUCUCCAAAUGAUAAGUCCAUCAAUGCGCUUCUGAUGGCUGUCACAGGAUUUUUUAUUGGUGGACCUUCUAAUAUGAUUAGCUCUGCUAUUUCUGCGGACCUGGGUCGUCAGGAGCUGAUCCAAGGGAGCAGUGAGGCUUUGGCAACCGUCACAGGAAUAGUUGAUGGAACCGGGAGCAUUGGAGCUGCGGUGGGCCAGAUUCUUCCUGUCUGAAAAGAAGCUAACACCUCAUAAGACAGAUUCUCCAGUCCCAGCCUGCCACCCCCUUCUUCCAGCCUGAACUUGGCACUCCAAGGAGGCCAUGAGACACAUGCUUCUCAUUACCCCACACCUGACAUGCAGGCCCUACCUCUCUCCCCCACCAGACACACACACACACGUACACACAUUCUUCCCAUGGAUCCCUGCCAGAAAUUGCCAUGGACUCUGCCGCUGCCCUGAGUCGCUUACUCUGCUUCCUACAACUGUGUCUCAAAAGGCGGUUCAUAAAUGUCUUCUGCCAGAAUCAUCUGGGGGUUCAUUAAAGUACUGAACACUAAGCUUACUGUAGACUUGCUGAGUGAGAGCCUGGGGACCUGUGCUUCAGCGAGCCUUCCUGGUGAUUCUUAGGCACUCUAUAAAGUCUGAGAUCUUCUGGGCUAAGAUCGGCCUACUCUGGGUAAUCAGAACUAUUCAAGUCGAUCUUUUCUGCUUACAUUCAGCUUCAGAAAGGCAUCCCUUCUCUGGGACAGUCAUGAGUCUUGCCUCUCCUAGGGUAUACUACUCUCGGCCACUGAGUGCUAAUUUUGCAAAACGUGGAUUUGAGAAUCAACUGCAUGGAUAAAAUGGUUGAAACCAUGGAAGUGAUGUGAUGUUUAAUGGGGAAAGAAAAUAUAGGCAGAACCUCAGAGGAUGCCCAAUGGUCACAGAAACAGGCAGCCAGAAUUUGAGGAGGUGUGUUACUCAGAUCAUAGAGGUAGAGAGGUCAGGAGAAAGAGAAUGGAAGGAAAAAGGCUUGUAGUUUUGACAUUGAGGUCAUUGCUGCUUAAUGGGGGUGGAUCAGUGGUAUCCGAUUGCUAGUGGUUAAUACAAGAGCAAAUACUGAGGGAGAUACACCAUCUUAAUGCUGGUCUCCACCCAACCAUAUAUUACACAUUUAUUUGUUAAUGUCUGUGUCUCCCACUGUAAGGUGAGCUUCACGAGGGCAGCAUUUUAUUUGUUUUGUGUUCUACUGUAGCCCUGGCACCAGGAACGGUGCCUGGCACACAGUAGGCAUUCAGAUAUUUGUGGAAUGAUUGUAGAAUGAAUGAUUUAUAGGAUCAGUGUGUUAGCAUAUUUGAUUCUGAGACUAAAGGAAAAACAAACUUAGCAAAGGUAGGAGAAAUUUGUUCUGGAGUGGGAACUAAAAAAAUGCUAUUGGCCACCUGUUCAGAUGUCUUCAUAAAGGGGUAGUGGGCAUCCUUUUCUGAAAUUACUGGAUUUUAAGUUUUCCUUCCCAACUAAUGUUUUAUUCAUUAAUCAAAUGGGUAGAUUGUAAUUAGCAUUUCAAGGAGUUUCUUUUCAUUUAGAAUGCCUGCCAGUGUUAAGAUCCCUAUCUGUGAACAUGGGUCAGCAUUAGAUUGACUUUCAUGGUUUGGGAAGCAAGAUCAGUAGUAAAGCAUAGCUAACUUUACUCGUUCCCCUGCCAUGUUGAUUUUUGAAUGAUUUCCUAUUGCUUGAGGUAUGAAAUCCCAAACUCCAUGACUUAAUAUGGACUUAAUAAAGCCCUUAGAAGGAAACAUAGGGACGACUCCUCUUGACAGAUAUAUACCAAUGGUCAGUAAGCACCUGAAAAGAUUCUCAGCAUCCUUAGGGAGAUGCAAAGCAAAAACAUGAGCUACCACUUGACACCUAAUUAGGAUGGCUGUAAUUAAAACAAAACAGAGUAACAAGUGUUGGUGAGGAUGUGGAGAAAUUCACAUACAGUGCUGGUGGAAAUGUAAAAUCGUGCAGGGGCUUCCCUGGUGGCACAGUGGUUGGGGGUCCGCCUGCCGAUGCGGGGGGCGCGGGUUCGUGCCCCAGUCUGGGAGGAUCCCGCGUGCCGCAGAGUGGCUGGGCCUGUGGGCCGUGGCCGCUGGGCCUGCGCAUCCGGAGCCUGUGCUCCGCAACGGGAGAGGCCACAUCAGUGAGAGGCCCGCGUACUGCAAAAAAAAAAACAAAAAAAAUCUAAAAUUGUGCAGCUACUGUAGAAAACACUAUGGUGGUUCCUCAAAAAGUUAAACAUAGAAUUACCAUAUGACCCAGCAAUUCCACUCCUAGGUAUGUUGUACCCCAAAGAAUUGAAAACGGAUUCAGAUAUUUGUUUGCGGAUGUUCACUGCAGCGUUAUUCAUAGUAGCCAGAAGGUGGAAACAACUCAAGUGUCCAUUGAUAGAUGAAUGGAUAAACAAAAUGUGGUAGAUCUAUGCAAUGGAAUAUUAUUUAGCCAUAAAAAGGAAUGGCGUUCUGAUACAUGCUGCAACAUGAAUGAACCUUAACAUUAUGCUAAGUGAAAUAAGCCAGACACAAAAAUAUUGUGUGAUUUUACUUAACAUGAAAUAUCUUGAAUGGCAAAUUCAUAGAGACAGAAAGCAGAUUAGAGUUUAUCAGGGCCUGAGGAGAGGGGCCAUGGAGAGUUCAUGCAGAGAGUUAACGGGUGCAGAGUUUCCUUUAGGGGUGAUGAAAAAUUUUGAAAAUAGGUAGUUGUGAUGGUUAUGCAACAUCAUGAAUGUAUUUGAUGCUGCUGAGCUGUACACUGAAAGAUGGUUAAAAUGGCAAGUUUUAUGUUACAUGUAUUUUUUU
Messenger RNA from Physeter macrocephalus (sperm whale), 4312 nucleotides. It is a transcript of the gene SLC37A3, whose product is annotated as solute carrier family 37 member 3. Bases 387 to 1727 code for a protein of 446 amino acids. Lineage: Eukaryota; Metazoa; Chordata; Mammalia; Artiodactyla; Physeteridae. Gene Ontology annotation, cellular component: endoplasmic reticulum membrane. Gene Ontology annotation, biological process: transmembrane transport. The record is from RefSeq and is a predicted model, not a curated record. Gene Ontology annotation, molecular function: transmembrane transporter activity. The transcript has 15 exons.